This is a messenger RNA of Juglans microcarpa x Juglans regia, 1711 nucleotides long. RefSeq names its product two-component response regulator 24-like. The coding region runs from base 1002 to 1463 and encodes 153 amino acids. The record is from RefSeq and is a predicted model, not a curated record. The transcript has 3 exons. Lineage: Eukaryota; Viridiplantae; Streptophyta; Magnoliopsida; Fagales; Juglandaceae. Gene Ontology annotation, biological process: phosphorelay signal transduction system.
CUGAGGCAACUUCUAGAUCAUUCUCCUUCUUGAGAUUAGCGGCAUAACCUAGGCAUCGGAGGUAACCCCAUAAAUAUAAUACCCUGAGCCUUCACUUGUUUCUCUGGUGCAAGUCCGUGAAUGUCGUGAGCAGGAGUGCGGAUCACGUUAUUAACACCCUCUAUCUUUGUCUGUUUGCUACCCUUAUACAGAGUCAGUCUCCAAAAAACUUGCUAAACGUAUAUCAUCUAUCCAUAUUGGUAAUCCUCUCUGUCUGGAAAAGUUUUGGGGUGUGUAGAUAUCGACUUAGUUUGUAGAGACAAGAUUGAAACUGGGGCUUGAUUGUGUUUUUAGUGGAAGAGAAUUACCCUGAAAAUGGUUUGUGGACCAUUCAUGCGACACGGGCUGCUGGCAUGUUACAAUUUCUAUCGCACUUAAACGAGAGUGGCUUUGGAGCUUGGAAAGUGGUUAUUUAAAGAUACUUUCAAAUUAGGAUACCAGUUGAGCAAAUUUAAUUUCAAAUUAUCCAUGAGGCGGCAAUUUGAUUUGAUAAGGUGUAGACUCUAGUUAUCUCAAUAACAAAGGAACAACAAAAGAACAACAAAAUUCAUAUCAUGUGAAGUGAAACUAAAUUCACGCCAUCGAUUUCUACUGUUUAAGUUGCUUUUUUAGGAAUCUUUUAAGGGCAAUAAGUUCUGUGCAUUUUAAUCACAAUUUCAACUCAAUAUUCAGGGCCUAUAUGUGGAAUUAGAUUCAGUGAUGGUCGUAAACUGGAUUACCCACAAAUCUUUCCGCCACCUUGGAGAUAUUAUACAUUGUGGGAUGAUAUUUUACAGCUUUGCUUUCACAUCUCUUUUUUCAUUCAUCAUGUUUAUAGGGAGGGAAAUGGCUGAGCUGAUGGAGUGGCGAAUCUUGGAGCAAAUGGUCUCAAUGCUUCUUAUCCCUCUAUCUCUCAACUGCCAAGACCCCUAUUGGGACUCUUCAACUUGGACAGAUAAGAAGUUGUUCAUUGCAUCUAAGGAAUGGCACCAACAAUUGAGUCAGUUAAUCAGGGGAAUGGAGGUUUUGAGGGAAAUAAUAAGCGCAGCGACAGGUUUGUCAAGGCGACCUGGAAGAAUAAGUUGACAGCACUUGUGGUGGACAACGGAGAAUUAUGCCGAGUACUAGAGAGGGAAAACCUACGUGCCUAUGGUGUGGAAACAGUAGCUGUGGAGACAGGGGAGGCUGCAGUAGAGCUCAUUGCUUCUGGAUCAACCUUCAAUCUUAUUUUCAUUGACAUGUAUCUGCCUACCAUGAGUGGACCUGAGGCCGUGAGGCAGAUUCGUGCCAUGGGUGCCCGCAGCAAGAUUAUAGGUCUUACUGCAUUUAUUACUGAAAAAGAUGAACAGGACUUUUUUGCAGCUGGAAUUGACGAGUUCUUUGAAAAGCCACUUGAUCCAGAUUGGUUCGUCCCAAUUAUAAGGGAGGUGGACAACCAGAUAUGAAGCACAUAUAUAUAUAUACCAAAGUAGAGGACUCAAUUCUCAUGCAGGUCCUAGUGUCGUACCUUCAGUCUCCUUGUUGUAAUCGUUUUCUAUGUUGUUCUGGGAUGUAUUCUGUUGUCAUAGACAAUUGAAGUACAUCUGCAGAAUUAGUAAUAACAGCAUUAAAAAUGCUUGUCUGUUUUCGUGUCUUUGUCCUUGUCUUUGUUUGUUGAAAGAAUAUAAAUGGAAUUGGGUCCUCGUUAAGUUUA